Messenger RNA from Trypanosoma cruzi, 1629 nucleotides. RefSeq lists its product as uncharacterized. The transcript has a single exon. The record is from RefSeq and is a predicted model, not a curated record. The coding region runs from base 1 to 1629 and encodes 542 amino acids. NCBI's taxonomy places the organism in Eukaryota, Euglenozoa, Kinetoplastea, Trypanosomatida, Trypanosomatidae.
AUGGAUGCGGAGGUGGAGGAGACAGGGAAGCCGAAUUCCGCCGUGGUGUCACCCGUCGACAACGAGGAGAGGCAGCACGUGGUAGACAGCGAGGCCAACGGCGACCCCGCCGCCAUGAAGGCAAAGUCGAGUGCCACCAACCCCAAGAAGGCGCCUCCCUGCGGUGAGUACCCGACGGAGGCGCCAAAAUAUUUUGCAAACAACCACCACAACAACAGAAGCGGCAGCAGGAGGAAAAGGAAGGGGGAUGGAGGCGGAGGAGGGAAGAAAGAGGCGGCGGAAGAAUAUCCCAUCGAGGAGUCGGGCGCAUCGUCUCAACGGCCAAAGGGAGCAGAUGUUCACCCCACCACGAGUCCCAGGAGAGAGUGGAAAGGGGACUGUCGACCCGUAAGGAAAAGGGAGUUGUCGCAAAAAAACCCACGCAUUUCGCCUCAGAAAGUUUAUUCCGCACCCAUCGCUUCUGUGUCGAGGCAUUCAGAGAAAUUGACACAACACUAUGGCAAAGCAUCACCCACGGCGAGGCAGAAACGCGGGCAACAACAACAAGAACAACAAGAACAGCAGCAGCAGCAGCAGCAACGUCCUGAAUACUUGCUUUCAAUGGGAAAAAAUGGGGAAUAUGUCUCUCAGACCCCUCCUGCCGAAGAAGGUGGCCGGCGUGGGAGGGUUAGGAAUCAGGCGUUUCUCGAGCAUUAUACAAGCGUCUAUAUGAAAACUCCCCGGGCGCCGCGGCGUCAACAAAAGUUGCGCCCUAUAAACCUGGGCGGUGAAGGGGGUAAAACCUUCUUAAAUCAAGCCGCACAGGCAUAUGAUCGCAAGGCCGAUGAUUUACACCGCGAUGAUGAGUACCCUGUUGAGGAUACACAAGACGGACAGGUGCCAUUGCUAGGGCAUACGCAUAAGAGCGAUAACAAUAUGGAAAGUGACAGUGUUGAGUCAAAAGCCAAGUGGAUUCCUUUUUCACGGGGCGUGAAUCAUCUCUCAAGCAUGAGUAUGGUCAAUGCAUCUUCUGUGAAGAAAGAGUUUAUGGAGGACAAUGUGCCGUCCCGCGAUGAAACCCAAAGGCGUAUUUCUUCACAACGGUUAUUACAGACACGGUGUCAGAAUGACGAAUUUCAGCGUUGUCUGCAUGAACUAAUUGGCCUAUUUAACAGCAGGAGCGAGAAAGAUAUGGUGACAAGUCUGGGCUUUAGUUACGCCUGUAUUCUCGCUGGCAAACGAAGGCAAAAGCCUUCAGAAAUCCCAGAAGUGUGGUUUAUGAGUCGUCGUGCAUUACUGCUGCCCCAACACCGCGGGGCUGCGGAGCGGGCACAGGAAACAACACAGCUUCCACUAAUUUACUCCAACAGCAACAGCAACAACAACAACAGGCGAAAUGAAUCAAGUGCCUCUUUUGCAGAAAAUGUGCCGGGAACGAAGAAAUCGGGAUGUUCUAAUGAAAGGAGAGGCAACGGGUUGCAAAGUGUGCGACCAGCGCAGCAAGAGAGUCAGGAUGCCUUUGCUGAGUUGGAAUUGGAGGAAUGUGAGCAAGGGAGAAACACGGAUGGUUUCAAGAAUGUGGAAUCAACAGAAAAAUUGGAUGAUGUGCAUUGCGAAGGUGAGAAACACAAGGAACUGCUUGCCAGAUGA